Messenger RNA from Ictalurus punctatus (channel catfish), 4132 nucleotides. RefSeq names its product coiled-coil domain containing 149a (gene ccdc149a). The coding region runs from base 430 to 2199 and encodes 589 amino acids. The transcript is spliced from 14 exons. The record is from RefSeq and is a predicted model, not a curated record. Lineage: Eukaryota; Metazoa; Chordata; Actinopteri; Siluriformes; Ictaluridae.
CGGAACUUCCCCCCCAAAAGAAAGAAAUAAAUAAAUAGUAAGGUGCGUUUUCGGUGUUUCUGCAUGAUGCUGGCUAAUAGAUCAAAUGAAAGAUGUAUUAAUCAGCUGACGGUAAAUGCUGCCACAAUGAACUCUUCUACAAGAAGUGAAAGUGACUGGCAGGGAUUAGUGAGCGAGGGUCACGGGGAGCCUGGAGUCCAUCUCAGGGAACUCGGGGCACAAGGCAGGGGACACCCUGGACAGGGUGCCAACCCAUCGCAGGGCUCAAUCACACACACAUUUAUACACUACGGACCAUUUGGAAAUGCCAGUCAGCCUUCCACGCAUAAACCGGAGUACCCGGAGGAAACCCCCGAAUCAUGGGGAAAACAUGCAAACUCCGCACACACAGGGCAGCGGCAGGUUUGAACCCCCAAUGGCGGGGCAAACAUGCCAACCACUAAGCCACCAUGCCCCCACAAUUUUCUGAUAUGCAAGCGUAAGCUGGACAGUAAGAAGGAGGCUCUGCUGAUUCUGUCCAAAGAGUUAGACACAUGCCAGCAGGAAAGAGACCAGUACAAGCUGAUGGCCAAUCAGCUGCGUGAGAGACAUCAGGGCCUGAAGAAAAAAUACAGAGAACUUAUUGAUGGAGAUCCUACGUUACCACCAGAGAAACGCAACCAGGUAAAUCUGGCCCAGCUGUUGAGGGACUCACGGGACAGGGGUAAGCAGUUAGCAGAAGAAGUGAAAGAGCUGACUCAGAGACUAACUGAGGCUCAGGGUGACAACAAGCUUUUGAGAAUGACGAUCACUAAACAGAGGCUUGGUGAUGAUGAAGUUGGGGUCAGGCACUUCCCAGCCCAUGAGCGUGAGGAUCUAGUCAGGCAGUUGGAGGAAGCAGGAUUGCAGAGAGAAGAGCUGGAGAACAGCCUGAAGGCAGUGAGUGAUGAAUUGGAGGAUGUGAAGGCAGAAAGGACUGUAUACAAGGAGAAAGCUGAUCGUCUGAACCUCGAGCUCAACCAUGUAUUGGGUGGUGGAGGACAGCGCAUUGUGGAUGUGGAUGCUCUUUGCAUGGAAAACAGAUAUUUGCAUGAGAGGCUGAAACAAGUUCAAGAAGAAGUCAGUCUGCUGAAAACAAACAUAAUGAAAUACAAGAAUGCCCUGGACCGGAGAAAGAACUCAAAAACAAGUGGCAAAUCUAGCACUAGUGCACUUACUGGUGUGCUCUCUGCCAAACAGGUGCAAGAUUUAUUGUCGGAGGAUAAUGGAUGUGGUCUUCCAGUCACGCCUCAGUCUCUCUCUGACCUGAAGUCUCUGGCCAUGGCUCUGCUGGAAACAAUUCAUGAAAAGAACAUGGUUAUUCAGCACCAACGCCAAACUAACAGGAUUCUGGGGAACCGAGUUGCUGAACUUGAGAAGAAAUUGAAGACUCUGGAGGUAUCUGGGCUUUGGAGUUUACCAGGUCUGACCUACAACAUAUCAGUGGGAUUAGGGACAGGAGGUAAAGAUGCCAUUAUUUUGAAUGAGAAUCAGCGUGCCACGCCUCCCUCGUCUCUUGUCCUUCCCUUACAGCCUGUGCCCAGUGAACGGCUGACUGAUUCACAGCCCCCUGCAGAUGACAGGACAGGAAGUGGAGGGUUAUUGCCAUGGGAACUGGACGCAGCUGGCGAUGACAGCUUCCUGAAUGCGUGGCCUCGCUCACGCCCCAGUCCAGAUGGAGGUGGAGACGAGGUGGAGACGCCUGUCACCUCCGAGCAAGGGGAGGAGACGCAGUCUUGCGAGCUGGAAAUCAUGAAGCAGACAGAGCAGCGGCUAUGUGAUGAAGAAGUGGGGCCAGUUGCAGAGGUGCAGCCAAUCACGAAGGAGCCUCCUGUCGUAGAGGAGGGGGAAGUCGUAGAGGUGGACGGCAGCUUGACUGUGGAGGAAGGGGAAGAUGCUGCAAUGGCAUUGGCUUCCCCAGUGUCUGAUAGCUCGGAUUAUUCUCCACAUCUCAGUUCGACACGCAUCUGUAACCAAAGUCAGCAUGAAGACUUUAUCUGUCAUGAUUUUAGACAGAUUUUAAGUGCAGCUACUGACCCUGAAGAUGUGUUGGAAGAGACGCUCUCAAGUCUUGCGUCUAUUUCCAAAGUGCCAACCCCGGCUUCACCUCUCACACCAAGGUGGGAUCUGGACUAUCAAUCAGGAGAGACUGAUAGCUGUCACAGUGAGAGUGUGGCUUAAAUACUGACCAUAUAUCUGUUCCUUAUAACAGGAACUUGUGCAAGAACGAAAUCUCUAAAGCAAAAGUUUUUAGUUCUUGUAUGUUGCCCUGCGUGUUUCAUGUUUUCCCUCAAAAGGCCUUAAUAUGUAGUUGAUGACCUCGAUCAGGCUUUGUAGAUAAGAACAAAUAUGAAACAUGGAACAUGCAGGGCCCAGCUCUAAGUGAACUAAAGUGUACAUACUUUUACACUUUCAACUGAAGAUUGCAGGAAUAUUCUUGCAGCCUAAACUCAGUGCAUGCGUUAGUGAUUUUUGUGUUUUGCUUUAGUUCUACACGUCUUUCCGUUGAAUCAUAGUAUGCUAAAUUUACAAUUCCUGAGUAUAAGUUCAUCAUUAGACUAAAAAAAAAUUCACUAGCAACAGUGAUUCAUCCUCCAUCCACAGGAUUCAGUUGUGUGCUCACUCUGAGCUUUAUUUAAAUGCAUGUAUAUCACAGACUGCAUCAUGUACUGUACAUAAAUCACGCCAGAGUCAAGAAUAAGGUGUGUACUUAUCAAUAUCAAGAAUUAUGUACUUGUCAAUAUCUUACAUGUGUUUACACUUAGUGUUGUUGUUAAAGGGGUUAUAUCUUGAAACCAGUCUAAGAAACCCUUUCAGCACCGAAUAUUGAACAUUUUUUUCUUUUGUUUUCUUGCUGUUGUUGCAUAUAGUAUAUUGUCCUGGUUGCUGAUACUGUAUAGAUUCAAUCUUCUCUACUUCCUGUUGUUUCUGUAGUACAGUUGUGCUCAAAAGUUUGCAUACCCCUUGCAGAAUCUGCUAAAUGUUAAUACUGUUAACAAAAUAAGCGGGAUCAUAAAAAUCCCAUGAUGUUUUUUAUUUAUUUAGCACUGUCCUGAAUAAGCUAUUUCACAUAACAGAUGUUAUGCAAUACUAACAAUUUACACAGAUCAUCCUGCUCAAAGGUUACUCUUAAUGUAUCAUGUUGCUUUCUGGAGCAUCAGUGAAGGUUUGCACCUUUUGUAAUAGUCGUGUACAAGUCCCUCAGUUGUCCUCAGUGUGAAAAGAUGGAUCUCAACAUCAUAUACUCACUGUUAGAAAGGGGUCAAAUAUGCAGAAGAUGCUGGAAAAGUAAAGAAUGUGCAGGACCUGGAGGAUUUUUCUGAAGAACAGUGGGGAGUUUAACUACUCAGGACAAACAAGGGAGUCAUGAACAACCAUCACAGAACAAAAAAAUACAAAGAAUCAAGGGUGUGUAAACUUUUGAACGGGGUAAUUUUUUUUUUUUAGAAAUUCAGCUAUUAUGUUGUCUUGUGGACUAUAUUUAAACAUCUGUUAUGUGAAAUAGCUUAUUCAGGACAGUAUUUUUUAAAAAAUCAUCAUGGGAUUUUUAUGAUCCUUCUUAGUUUGUUAACAGUAUUAAGAUUUAGCAAAUUCUGCAAGGGGUGUGCAAACUUUUGGGCACAACUGUAUGUUUCUUUCUUUUAGCUCCCUUUUUCUUUCUUUUUUUUCUUUCCUUUUUUUUUUUUUUGAGAAGUCUUCACAUGUAUCACACAAAUGAUGCAGUUUUCAAAGAACUGCACACAGACCUAGCACAAAUUACAUUUGAAUCACAAACAAUUCACAAAAGAUAUAUUUGAAACAAAUUGUUUCAAAUCGUGGUGGUAUUGCUGUUCACACAACUAAUUACACACUAAUUUAAAUGUUUACAAAUGUAGAUUGUGGCUGCACUCCGCUUUUUUGCUGCAUGUGCCUUAUAACGCAAAAUGAACUGUUCUUUCUCUGUUGGGAGAGAAUAGAUAAAUGUGAAGGAUUGAUAAGCAGGGUUUUUUUUUUUCUUCCUUUUCCAGUCUCUUAGCAUUAAUUUCAUGUCAAAUAUCUUGUCUAUGGCAUGUAUACACUGAUAUGGUAUACCUGUUUAAUUAAAUAUAAAUAUAUAUUUUCUCAAAAUGUCAAA